Messenger RNA from Neocloeon triangulifer, 3378 nucleotides. RefSeq names its product protein argonaute-2-like. The record is from RefSeq and is a predicted model, not a curated record. Gene Ontology annotation, molecular function: RNA binding; protein binding. NCBI's taxonomy places the organism in Eukaryota, Metazoa, Arthropoda, Insecta, Ephemeroptera, Baetidae. Bases 135 to 3074 code for a protein of 979 amino acids. The transcript has 18 exons.
GUGAAAAACCAAAAUUUUUGCACACCAUCUCGCUUUGAGCACAAACGUCAGAUCGUUUCGGUCACUUCUUUCUUGAGACGUCCAGGAGACGUCGCUCUCUAAACUCUUCAUACACACUCGGCAAUAACUGAACAAUGGGUGGAAAAGGAAGAGGACGAGGGCGAGCCCGCGGAAGAGGGCAACCAUCUGAAAACUUUGCGCCAUCUCGUCCUGGUCCAGCAGAAGGCCAUUUUCCUCCUAUACCCCAGUUGUCACUUGGCGCUGAGGAGCCAACUCGAGCUGGCUGGGCUAGAGGAAGAGGUCGAGGAAACCAGCCUUUGAUUUCCCCUAGGGAGGAGUUCUCUUCCAGUGGCCAGAGCCUUAGCUCGUCCCCGGCCACAAGCCAGACUUCAUCCAGCAACCCUUCAACACCAACAGUUGCUGGAUCAAGCUCUGGAAGUUCUGCUCCUAGUCCAGAGAAAAGCACUGGGCCUGUGCAGCAAGUCAUCACACCCAGACUCCAGCCAAAGUUCCCAGCCAGAAAUGGUUACGGAACUAAAGGACAGAAAAUGAUAGUGGAGACCAAUCAUUUUACAAUUAACGUCAAAAAUAAGCAAAUGACAAUCAUUCACUAUGACGUUGAUAUGAAGCUUGUUAGUGAAAAGGACGGCUCCACUAAAGAUUGUCCCAAGAAAUACUUCAAACCAGCCAUUGUUGCAUUCGGCAAAAUAGUUUGGCCGGGGCGAUAUCCAGCUUUUGAUGGCGUCAAAAAUCUCUUCAGUUGCAAAGAGCUUAUUGAUGGCGAGACUCAAAUGGAGAUUCAGGUCCAGAACAAAGAGCGUUUCACUGACACUGGUGCUCCUGAAACUGCAAAAAUCAAAGUGAAAGUGAAGAGGGCCAGCGAGAUCAGUCUUGCGGACAUCGGAAGAUAUUUCCAAAAUCGUGAUCGGGUGCCUCAACCGCAAGCUGCCAUUCAGGCCCUUGACAUUGUGCUCAGGAAUUCUGGCAUAACUAGAUUGCUGCAAGUGGGUCGCAGCUUCUACACUGCUCCAAAAGGAGAGGUUAUCAGUUUGGGCAAUGGAAUGGAGCUGUGGUACGGAGUUUUUCAGAGUGCUGGAUUAGGGGCCAAACAGAUCUACCUUAAUGUUGACGUGGCCCACAAAGGAUUUCCAAAAGCCCAGUCUGUGAGAGACUUGGUGAUCGAUCUUGGCACAGAAGCACCAAGUUUUAACAACAAAAAUCCAAGGCCAUUUGAUGUCGUUAACUGGGAACUAGACGUUGAUAGACGUUUGGACGAAAAGUUCAGGAACUACAUUAAAGGGCUGAAGGUUGAAUACGAGAUUCCACACAUUGCCAACUCCAAGAGAGUUUAUCGAGUGGUUGAUGUCGUGCAAGCUGCUAGUCAGCAGAAAUUCACAUUGGACAUGCCUAAUGGUGGUAAGCAACAGUUGACUGUGGCUGCCUAUUAUGAACGAGAAAAACGGUGCAGAUUGCAAUAUCCUUAUUGGCCCUGCCUCCACGUUGGAAGCAAGGAUCGGCAGAUCUACGUGCCUAUGGAGUUGUGCAAGAUUGCACCUAACCAAGUCACCAUCAAAAAGCUUGACGAAGAACAGACAAGGAACAUGGUUAGAAAUGCUGCAACCAAGCCAUACAUUCGAAAGAAGAAGAUCAUGGAUGCAUUUAACAGCCUGGAGCUUGCAAGAGAUCCUUGCCUGGCAGAGUUUGGAAUCCAGGUUAGCGGCUCAAUGACUCCUGUCGAUGGGAGAAUUCUCAAUGCCCCUGCACUUAAGUACCAAGGUGAACAGGAAGUCAGGGUUCAGAAUGGCGAAUGGAAGAUGAACAACCAAAAAUUCCAAAAGCCAUGCAGAGCUAUCAAAAGUUGGGCCAUCGUUGAUUUGUGUGGAUUGCGUGAAACAAACGACAUUGCGAGCAAAUUCCCUCAGUUUGCAAGAGAUGUUGGAAUGACUUUUGAAGGCAGACCACAGAUGCUUCAACCUCAAAACAGGUUUAGAGGAAAACCUGAUUUGGAUAGAUAUUUGGAAGAUGUUGCUAGAAAGGGAACUUUUGAUUUGAUGAUCGUAGUGAUCCCAGACUACAUUGGAGGAGUCAGCCCAUACCCGAGUGUCAAGCAGAUCCUUGAAAUGAAGUUUAAGAUCCUAACACAGUGCAUCAAGAUGAAAACGGUCAGGAAGCUGACUCCACCCACUAUUGGCAACAUUCUUUUGAAGAUCAAUGCUAAAAUGGAUGGGAUCAACCACAGCAUCCAUACCAGGAGCAAACCAUCUUGCUUUAAUGAGCCUAUAAUGAUCAUGGGUGCCGAUGUGACACAUCCCCCUCCUGACUCAAAGUCAAGUCCAUCUGUUGCUGCCGUGACUGCAAGCCAUGAUCCAGUUGCCCUGUUCCAGUACAACAUGCAGUGGCGUUUACAACCUCCAAAAUGCGAAGAAAUUCUUGAUAUGGAGGAAAUCACCUAUCAGCAUCUUCGCUACUUUGCUACCAAAACUGGAUAUCCGCCAAAACGAAUCAUCUUUUAUCGAGAUGGUGUCAGUGAUGGCCAAUUUGAAAUGGUGCUGAGAUGUGAGCUCGGGGCAAUUCGCAGAGCCGUGAAACGAUUCAAACCCGAGUACAAUCCGCCCAUCACUUUCCUUGUGGUGCAGAAGCGACACCACACUCGAUUCUUCCCUCGAGAUCGUGACCCUUUGGCUGAUAGGAAUGGAAAUGUUCCAGCUGGAUUUGUGGUCGAUCAAACAAUUACUCAUCCACGCAACAUGGACUUCUACCUUGUCAGCCACCAGAGCAUCCAGGGAACAUCUCGUCCAACAAAAUACCAGAUGCUAUGGGAUGAUGCAAACAUGACAGAGGAUCAGGUUGAGGAACUGACCUACUAUCUGUGCCACUUGUUCACCCGUUGCAAUAGGAGUGUGUCGUAUCCUGCACCUACCUACUACUCCCAUCUGGCUGCAUUCAGGGCCAAAAACUAUAUUGAAGGGAAACACAUCAAUGUGGCUGAUGAACUUGCUCUGAAGUUGGAGAGCAUCAAAAUGAAUGAGGCCAUGAUUGAGUUCAACAAAAAGCAUCCUAUGUUCUUUGUUUAGAUAGAUAUAAUUUGUUUAUGCCUUUAUUGUUUAAUUGCUUGAGAAAAGUUCAAGCUCUAAAAACUAUAAAUGUAAGGAAAAUAUUGAAAUUAAAAACAUCUAGUUAUCUUUCAUAAUUAAUAAACAGAUUCAGAUCUUGAUAAAAAUGUAAAUCAAUGUGAUUUGCUGGGUCAGGUGCUCUGUCUGCAUUGAAUGGGGACAUAGCACCUGGCUGUAGACUGUAUAUUUACGUAAUAUGAAGGUUUGAUAUUUGAUCUGAUGUAUUCGAUUCAAGGGUAAAAUAAAAUAAUAAUUAACAGUAAAA